AAAUGGCGGAUGCCAAUGGCGCUUUUAUGUGUCACAAAUACUUGAAAAGGACGUUAUUUUUAGUUUUUGCCUCGGUAUUAUUAACUAAAGAAGUUUUAAGUUUGACCUGUUAUUGUGCUGGUGUAUGUCCCAAUAGUCAACCAAAUGGCACCUGUCUUGCUCGUCCGCACAGCCAGUGUUUUAGUGCUGUUGAACAAGUAUAUAACCAUGAAACUGGGCUGCUAGAAAAUGAGAGAACCUAUGGAUGUUUACCUCCUGAAGAAGGAGGACUUAUGCAGUGUAAAGGUCACCUUGUGCCACAUCAAAUUCCAAAGUCUAUUGCUUGUUGUUCCAACAUGGAUCUGUGCAAUAAGUAUUUAACUCCAAAUAUUGUAAUUAGACCUACAACACCAAAUCCAUUGUAUAAUGGAGAAUUGAUGACAUACAAUGGACCAUAUCAUUUGAUUACAUUUGUGGCUGCUGCAUCCGUGUGCAUACUUAUCAUACAAACCUCUUAUAGUUUUCUUUUCUGUUUAUUUAGCAUGAAGAAUCGGAAAGAAAGUCGGAGAAGUUAUAUAGAUGGUGAAAAUUGCAAAAGCUAUCUUGCAGGUGAUUCAAUGCGAAAUUUAAUUGACAAGUCCAAUAAUACUACAGGCAGUGGAUCUGGUGCUCCUUUAUUGGUUCAACGUACUAUCGGAAAACAAAUAGAAAUGAUUCAAACUAUUGGCAGAGGACGUUUUGGGGAAGUUUUGAAAGCACGAUUACGUGAUGAGUUUGUUGCUGUUAAAGUUUUCUUCACAUCUGAGGAAGCAAGUUGGGCCAGAGAAACUGAUAUAUAUAAAACAGUCCUUCUUAGGCAUGAAAAUAUUUUAGGAUUUGUUGCUGCUGAUGUGAAAGGUACUAGUAACUGGAUUCAGAUGCUUUUAAUAACAGAUUAUCAUGAAUUGGGAUCAUUACAUGAUUAUUUAAGGGUACAUAUGCUGGAUAUUCGAGCCAUGCUUCGGUUAGCCCAUUCGGCAACUAAAGGCAUCAACCACCUCCACACAGAAGUGCUUGGAAAGCAAGGCAAGCCAGCUAUUGCACAUAGAGAUAUCAAAAGCCGAAACAUUCUAAUUAAGCGUGAUGGAACCUGUGCAAUUGCAGAUUUUGGUCUUGCCGUGAAGUAUAAAAGUGAAUCCAAUGAGUUGGAUUUAGGUACAAACACGAGAGUUGGUACUAGAAGAUAUAUGGCACCUGAAGUUUUAGAUGCAACCCUUGAUCCCUCACAAUUUGAAGCUUACAAAAGAUCAGAUAUUUAUUCUUUUGCUCUUGUUCUUUGGGAAAUAGCUAGGAGGUGCAUAGUAAAUGGCAUCGUAGAAGAAUAUCAGCUUCCAUAUUAUGAAUAUGUACCUACAAAUCCUAGUUUUGAAGACAUGAGAAAAGUAGUCUGUGUAGAUCAAAUAAGGCCAACUAUUCCCAAGCAUUGGAGCAGUUGUGAAUUCAUGCAAGGAAUGAGUAAAAUCAUUCAAGAAAGCUGGAAUAAGAAUCCUGGAGCUAGAAUUGCUGCCUUAAGGAUAAAAAAAGAUCUCAAGAAACUUGAAGAUAGGUAUCAAGACUUGAACAAAGAUGAGAAAUUAGUGUGAUCUGUUUCUUCCAGUUUUUCACAAUUGAAAGCCAAAGGAAGGGCAAAAACUUGCUUCUCAAUUCAUCCCUUCUGAAUGGUAAAUCUGGUGCCUUUUAAACA
Molecule: messenger RNA, 1702 nt
Organism: Uloborus diversus
Lineage: Eukaryota; Metazoa; Arthropoda; Arachnida; Araneae; Uloboridae
Gene: tkv
Product: bone morphogenetic protein receptor type-1B-like
Exons: 11
Coding region: 3-1601 (532 amino acids)
Biological process (GO): BMP signaling pathway; cellular response to growth factor stimulus; protein phosphorylation
Cellular component (GO): signaling receptor complex; plasma membrane
Molecular function (GO): SMAD binding; ATP binding; transforming growth factor beta receptor activity, type I
Source: RefSeq, a predicted model, not a curated record